CGGGCGGAGGAAGAGCGCGCCGCGUCCGCUGCCCGCCUGCCCGGCUCUGCGCAGCGCCAUGAGCGGCUCGGGAAACGCCGCGAAGGAGCAGCUGCUUUGGAACGUCAAGAAGGAGGUGAAACAGAUAAUGGAAGAGGCUGUCACCCGAAAGUUCGUGCACGAAGACAGCAGCCACGUCAUUGCAUUAUGUGGGGUAGUGGAAUCGUGCCUUCUGCACAUGCUGAAACGACGGGCGGCUGGCUUCCUGCGGACCGACAAGAUUGCUGCCCUCUUCACCAAGGUUGGCAAGACUUACGAUGUGGCGAGCGACAUAUGCAAGAAAGUGCAGGACCUCUUGCAGCAAGUAGAUGGCAGGAAAUCUCAGCCAGUGGGCCAAGAAUCCCUUAAGAGGCAAAGUUCGGCUACAAGCAAAGCUCUUGCCUUGACCCCGCAAGCCAUAAAGCACAUUUGGGUGCGCACUGCAUUGAUUGAAAGAGUGCUGGACAAAAUCAUGCAACACAUCGUGGACAACUGCAGCAAAUAUUACGAGAAAGAAGCUUUACUGGCAGAUCCCGUCUGUGGGCCCAUCUUGGCGUGCCUUCUUGUUGGCCCGUGUGCACUAGAAUACACCAAGCUGAAAACAGCCGACCACUUUUGGACAGAUCCUUCGGCAGAUGAGUUGGUCCAAAGGCAUCGUAUUCACGGAGCCCAUGGUCGCCAGAACUCGCCAUCAAAACGCCCAGCGUUAGCAAUACGGAAGCGACACUCAAGUGGAAGCACAGCGGAGGACCGUUUUGCUGCAUCAGCCAGAGAUUAUGUGGAAUCGUUGCACCAGAAUUCAAGGACACAUUUACUGUACGGGAAGAACAAUGUCCUGGUUCAGCCGAAAGACGACAUGGAGGCCAUCCCAGGCUACCUCUCUCUUCACCAGUCCGUUGAUUCUUUGACUCUAAAAUGGACUCCAAACCAGCUCAUGAAUGGGACGUUGGGGGAUUCGGAGCUUGAGAAAAGCAUCUUCUGGGACUACGCCUUGAUCGUCCCCUUCAGCCAGAUCGUCUGCAUCCACUGCCAUCAGCAACCAGAAAGAGGCGGGACCUUGGUGCUGGUGAGCCAGGAUGGCAUCCAGAGACCCCCCCUGCAUUUCCCACCAGGGGGACACCUCCUCGCCUUCCUUUCCUGCCUUGAGAAUGGCCUCUUGCCCCGUGGACAGCUGGAACCUCCCCUGUGGUCCCAGCAGGGAAAGGGCAAAGUUUUUCCAAAGCUUCGGAAACGAAACAGCCGCAAUAGGUCUGUUGAUCUGGAGGAAAUGCCUGUGGUGGAGACCGCUGCCGAUUACGUCUUCAGAAUUAUUUACCCGGGACACAGACAUGAAAACAUAACUAUUAACUACCACCACUUAGCUGCCAGCCGCUCUGCCUCUGUCGACGAUGACGAGGAGGAAGAAGAUAAGCUGCACGCAAUGCUAUCCAUGAUCUGCUCUCGGAACCUCACAGAUCCUAAAAGGAUGAAAGAUAUCAGCGACAUGAUGGAGAUUCAGGGAUUCGGCGCUGGCUUGUUGCCAUGGCAGCUGGACCCCUGCAGCCAAGGGUCUUCGUGUUUGUCAUGUUCAACGAGUAGCUCUCCAUACGACCUCCCCAGCUGCUGCAGCUGCAUCCAUGACAGAACCCCUCUGAAAAUGCUGUGUGAAAGUAUGAAGAGGCAAAUUGUUUCCAGAGCUUUUUAUGGUUGGCUUGCCUACUGCCGCCACUUGUCCACCGUACGAAUGCACUUGUCUGCUCUGGUGAAUCACACAAUUAUCCCACCAGACAAACCCACAAAUGCUGCAGGAGGGUUGACGAAAGAGGUCUGGAGCAAAUAUCAGAAGGACAAGAAGAAUUACAAGGAAUUGGAACUGCUCAGACGGGUUUACUAUGGUGGGGUGCAGCAUGAGAUCCGAAAGGAAGUGUGGCCCUUCUUACUGGGGCACUACAAGUUCGGCAUGACCAAAAAGGAGAUGGAUCGGGUGGAUGAGGAAAUUAUGCUCCAGUAUGAGAAGGUUAUGGCUGAGUGGAAAGCCUGCGAGAUUAUUGUGAAACUGCGAGAGAAGGAAUCUCAAACAGUCACCAAGUUUUCCUCCGGCAGCAGCAUAGACAGCCAUGUGCAACGGUUGAUUCACAGGGACUCCACCAUCAGCAACGAUGUCUUUAUAUCCGUUGAUGAAAUGGAUUCUGUUGAGCGAGAGCUGAAAGUGCAGGAGGACCCAUUGUUGCCGGGGGUGAGCAUCGAUGCGCCCACCGUGGUCGCGGUGCUUGAGCAGCAGCCAUCGGUGGAGUUCGAUUCUCCGGACUCUGGGCUGCCUUCCUCGAGGAAUUACUCUGUCACCUCAGGCAUCCUUUCCAGCAUCGACGACGGGCAGAGUGUUUGCUUUGAGGAUGGGGCCGAGGAAGAAACUGGCCUAGAUCCACAGAGGCCAGAUAAAGCUCACAAAACAAAGGGCUUGGAAUCCAAGGGCUCGGUAACGGAGGAAUCGCUCAUUUCAGUGUGUUCUGCAGCUUACACGAUAGAAAUGUUGGACACUGUUGCCUUAAACUUGCACAGGAUUGAUAAAGAUGUCCAAAGGUGUGACCGGAAUUACUGGUACUUCAGUGCUGAGAACCUGGAGAAGCUUCGGAAUAUUAUGUGCAGUUAUGUUUGGGAACAUUUAGAUGUUGGCUACGUUCAAGGAAUGUGUGACCUUUUGGCCCCUCUGAUGGUUAUACUUGACAAGGAUGAAUUGGCGUACAGCUGCUUCACUCACCUGAUGAAAAGAAUGAGCCAAAACUUCCCCAAUGGGGGGGCCAUGGAUACCCAUUUUGCCAACAUGCGGUCCCUUAUCCAGAUUCUGGAUUCCGAACUUUUUGAACUAAUGCAUCAGAAUGGUGACUACACUCACUUCUAUUUCUGCUAUCGCUGGUUCCUGCUGGAUUUCAAACGAGAAUUGUUGUACGAGGAUGUAUUUACAGUGUGGGAAGUUAUUUGGGCAGCAAAGCACAUCUCUUCAGAACAUUUUGUCCUUUUCAUUGCCUUAGCCCUGGUGGAGCUCUACCGAGAGAUUAUCCGUGAUAACAACAUGGAUUUCACUGAUAUCAUCAAGUUUUUUAAUGAAAUGGCAGAACAUCACAAUGCCCAGGAAAUCCUGCAGAUAGCCAGGGCAUUAGUUUGCAGAGUUCAAACGCUGAUUGAAAACAAGUGAGCAUGGAUGCUGGGGGACAGAUGAGUGAGGACAGAUCGCUGCCAAAGCCUUUCUUGGACCUUUGAAAGGAGAAGGAAGAGGGAUGGAAGGAGACUCUCUGCACUAGUACUGCAACUGGUAUUUCAACUGCAUCUUCCAUGUAUUGCAGUAAAUAUUCCAGAGAUUUCCAAGAGACUUUUAAACAACAGAUUCCCCCCCCCCACCACCGGGAGAUGAAUUUUAAUGUCUUAGUCUGCAUUCUGAAUUUGUAUUUCAGAGCCCAAAUUAUUCUAUUUGGUUCAUUACAUUUCUCCGUCUCUAGGAAACGUUUCCCUGCACAAGGAUGCUUGACUUGUGGUACAGAGAAGCAAAAUGGUACCCUUUGCUGUGCUGUAAUUUUGCAAAGAAGUCUUGUCUGCCAGUACUGCCCCCCCUCUGCCAAGAAGGCUACCCUAUGCCCUGCCCUGUGCCUGUGAUAUGUGAACAUUUAUGUGUUCAGAAGGGGUGGCGGUUAUUGUGAGCCCAUCAUUGGUUUAACACAUCAUCAGGCUCUUGCCUUGGGAGAGGCGGGACUUCCUGCGGGAAGUGAGAGAAUUCCUCAGAAUUGUAGGAGCACUGGCACCUGUGCGAAUGGUUAGCAGGAUAAGCAUCAUUAUACAGGUGCCAUGUCUCAUCUCUCUCUCUCCCCCGUUUGAAGAAUCAAAAUGAUGGUGUGUUUCACUCUUUAUUCACUCACUGUGAAGGGUUUGUCCAAGCAAAGAAACCCCAGUUUGGUAAUAGUGAAAGAACACAGAGCAAUGGAUGAUAGAUGGACAACUGAAAGACUUGAAAAUGUUCUCAGACUUUUCUGCACAACCAUGAGGGCUGGAACUAUGUUAUUAUUUUAAGGAUGAGGAGCAAAAAAAGUUAUUUUGGACAGUAGCUGCACACUUUUAUAUUUGAGGAGAUCUCAACGACGACUUGUUUGUGGCUCCCUAGGAAAUCCUGUUUCUCAAGUCAACCGUGUCUAGUGGAAUUUGGGAGAGGGGGGUGUUUGAAUUUUUGUUUUUGGAAUGCAAGGAAGGCUUUAUCAGAAAGCCCCUACCUUUGUAAUACUGGCAUGCCCGCUGGCUCUCAACUCCCCUGUCACUUUGGAAUUCCCCCUCCCCUGUGCCAAGUCUGCAUCCAACCAAUGCACAGUUCUGCUGCCCAGCCUCCCAGGGGAAAAAUGUGCUUUACUCUUUGUGUGUCUCAUUUUCAUUCAGUUGAAAAGGUCUUAAAACAACAAACUUCCCUAGUGGGCCUUGCUCCUGAGGGAUCUCUGUUUAAAAAAACAGAACACUGCACUACAUUUUUGGAGAAUGUAUUAUAUGACACUUUGCUAUGUAAAAAAAACACAAAGAAUUUAUCUGCAAACUUUGUUGUACCUGUUCCUAUAAUGGUCUGCCUAACUGUAUUUUAAGAACCUUGUGUACUGCCUUAUUUAUUUUUGGUCAGGAAUAUUUUCCUUCAUGGCUCAAGAGUUUAUCUUUGCAGUGCAACAAACUGAUUUUAAAAAAAUACAUAAUG
Eublepharis macularius is the source of this 4717-nucleotide messenger RNA. It is a transcript of the gene SGSM2, whose product is annotated as small G protein signaling modulator 2. NCBI's taxonomy places the organism in Eukaryota, Metazoa, Chordata, Lepidosauria, Squamata, Eublepharidae. Bases 59 to 3190 code for a protein of 1043 amino acids. The transcript has 25 exons. The record is from RefSeq and is a predicted model, not a curated record. Gene Ontology annotation, molecular function: GTPase activator activity.